AUGGGUACAAACAACGAUUUAAUUACAGACAAAUUCAAAUUUAUCAUGGAACAUGUACAUGAUAUGUUCGAAAAAAAUGAUUUUGUUGCAAUAAAAAAUUCAGUAUCUGGUGCUGGUCUUUAUGAAAUUAUCAGUCAAACGUCUACUGGUCGAUAUUAUUAUGAUAAUAUUACUAUUCAAGUACAAGCACGACGAAAAAAAAAUGAUAUAUUUUUAACGGAUCUAAGACAACUGAUCAUGGGAUAA
Rotaria sordida is the source of this 246-nucleotide messenger RNA. Lineage: Eukaryota; Metazoa; Rotifera; Eurotatoria; Philodinida; Philodinidae. The record is from the annotation of a GenBank genome assembly.